Molecule: messenger RNA, 1859 nt
Organism: Acanthopagrus latus (yellowfin seabream)
Lineage: Eukaryota; Metazoa; Chordata; Actinopteri; Spariformes; Sparidae
Exons: 5
Coding region: 8-1057 (349 amino acids)
Biological process (GO): response to bacterium
Source: RefSeq, a predicted model, not a curated record
UUUCAACAUGACACCUCCGAUGUUUGCUUUGUACGUGACAUGUCUGUUUUUGUGGAUAAUGGCUGAUGUGACUGCUCUAACACUCUCAUCAUCUUUACGUUUCAUAUCAGUAAGCGAAGGUGAACCUGUGACUUUGGAAUGUUUCUAUGGAGAUGGUUCAGUAAUUAUGGUGUACUGGUAUAAACAAGCCCCAGGACAAAAACCACGACCUCUUUCUAAAGCGUAUAAGCGCGACAAAAAUGCCACUCUGUUUGGUGAAUUUGUGAAUGAUCAACGCUUGAAACUGGAAAUUAGCCCUGGUAAAAAUCACCUGAAGAUCUCAUAUGUGCAAAUUUCAGAUACAGGUAUUUAUUACUGCAUAGGUGGCAUUUCAGAGGCGUUUAACAUUAUAAAGGGCAUUGUUAUCCAUGUAAAGAGCCCAGGAUUGAACAUCCCAGCUUCGGUCCAUCAGUCAGCAUCUGGGAUCAUCCAGCCAGGAGGCUCUGUGACUCUGAACUGUACAGUACACACUGGGACCUGUGAUGGAGAACACAGUGUUUACUGGUUCAAACAGUCUCCAGAUUCUCGUCCAGGACUCAUUUACACCCAUGGAGGCAGGAAUGAUCAGUGUGAGAGGAAAGGCAACACAAAAACACACACCUGUGUCUACAACUUAUCAAUGAAGAGCCUGAAUCUUUCUCAUGCUGGGACCUACUACUGUGCUGUUGCCACAUGUGGACACAUGCUGUUUGGAAACGGGACCAAGCUGGACAUUGAGGGAUCUACAGAUGAUGGAGACUCUCCUGUCUUGGUGUAUUUCUUGACUGGCAGCUCAGCAUUCUCCACCACUCUGUGUGUUUCGAUUGCUUUCUUAAUGUGCAUGACGAACAGAAAACACAGUUGCCUUUGUGCAGAGUCUCGCAGCAGAUUUUCAUCUCCCUCAACAACAAAUCAGGAGGGUUACCAAAAUGAAGACAAUGACUAUGAGAACGUUUCAAGUGAGAACAGGGUCAACAGACGGAGACGACCGAGAGACAACACCUGGAGUGAAUGUGUGUACUUCAGUGUAAAGCAGUAGGCUGUUUCAUAUUUGUCUUUGCACAAGGUUAGGGUUACAUGACAUGAAUUCAUACUGGCUUUUAAAAGUAUAACAUGGCUUUUGUAAAUAGUAUUUUACCUAAGACAAUAGAUGAAAGUGAGAUGACUUCAACUGUCUCUGUGCCACAUGGCUGUGAUACACAGACCUCAACAUAUUAAAUAUUUGUUACUCCAUUGUAUAUCAAUUGCAAAUGUUAUCAGCCACAAAAUUGACAUCUUCAGCUUUUCUGUUGUCAUUUUGUCAUAAACUGAGCCAUUUAAAGGUUUCCCAUUGUUAUGUGAGCCACCUAUAGACCUAAAUCAGCACCCAGCUGUGCAGAUUAAGGUCAGUAGGCAGCAUUGCAGAGCACAGAAGUCUUGAUUUUAGAGCAGACCUAUCUUUCAUUACGUUGCUGAGGGGAACAGAGUCCUAAUUUAAAGUUUUGGGAAAAGGCCAAAAUCAUUUCCCGUUUCAAAUUGGGUCAGGUCAUUGAUAAAGUUGGGAAUGGCUGGUGUAGAAGAUAAGAAAAAGAAACACCAUUGCAAAAUGGCCAAUUUCUCAAGCACAGAGGUAUUAUUUUAUAAGUGCUGUUACGUCAUUGUGAUCAGUGCAGGUGUAAAAGUGACAUUUUAUCAGCAGGAUUGUUAAGAUUCGGACAGAAUGCUUAUGCUGUCUUUGUGGGAACACAAGGUCUACAGAUCAACAUGACCGGACGACAUCCAAAGUGAGUGUGUGAACUCCAGUGUGAAGCAGUAGAAGCAGGAAAUACUGCAUUUAUAAAUUGUUUCUGUGUAAAAACAUC